Messenger RNA from Cololabis saira (Pacific saury), 3492 nucleotides. RefSeq names its product dual-specificity tyrosine-(Y)-phosphorylation regulated kinase 4 (gene dyrk4). Bases 508 to 2073 code for a protein of 521 amino acids. The transcript has 14 exons. Gene Ontology annotation, molecular function: protein serine/threonine kinase activity; protein serine/threonine/tyrosine kinase activity; ATP binding. The record is from RefSeq and is a predicted model, not a curated record. Gene Ontology annotation, biological process: peptidyl-threonine phosphorylation; peptidyl-serine phosphorylation. Gene Ontology annotation, cellular component: nucleus. NCBI's taxonomy places the organism in Eukaryota, Metazoa, Chordata, Actinopteri, Beloniformes, Belonidae.
CGGUCUGCGUAACGUGUUGUGUUUCUGAAGAGCGCUCCGGCACCGCGGCCGGGACGUGCGUGUCUGUACGUGUGAAGCGCAUCAUGGUGUAGGAGGAAGGCGCAGCAGACUGGCCAUACCCGCAUCUAUAGUGGAGCUGCCCCAUCUGUCCGCAGGAAGGCGAGCAGGUGCAGGCUCCUCCGGUCGGACCCUCGACAGCUUGCAGCUCGAUAAUCUCCUCUGACGACAGCGAGGCCGACGUCCCGCCCCGAGGCCUUCCCGCACCCUCACAGACUUCCAGCAGAAGGCGGCCGUUUUGGAACAACUCGACCCUGUUCACAGAAGUUUGGCUCUGGUGUAGGGACGCUGCCUCAGCUUGAGCCUCAAGUGGUCCAGGUGGUGGUCAGCAAUGCCAAAAACCAGCACCUGCAGACAGACAACAUCCUGCCCCAAAUUGCCAACAAAGGAGGUCAAAACAACUGUCAGACACACUUGGAUGAGAGGCCAAAGCCCACUCAGCCGUUCAGCAUGCGGUUUGGUGCAGCAAUAGAUAAAGUGACAUCCUCUCGCAACACCAAGAUUUUUAGCAACAAGCCGGAGAAGGAGAAACCGUCUGAGGGACAAAGGUUACCAAUGUCACCCACAGAGGCAAUGGGCAACUUCCAGGAGCGGCUCACAGAGUUUGAGCUGGAGGAAAUCAAUAACUAUGCGGAGGUCUGGUUCCUGGGCUUGGGCUCCCAGAAAAUCGAGGGUUCUCAAGGAGCGCCGCAGAACUCUGGAUAUGAUGAUGAGCAUGGAAGCUACAUCAGGGUGCUGCAUGACCACGUUGGUUACAGGUUUGAAGUUCUUGAGGUGAUUGGGAAAGGCUCCUUUGGGCAGGUCCUAAAAUGUCUGGAUCACAAGACCAACGAACUUGUAGCCAUUAAGAUGAUACGCAAUAAGAAAAGGUUUCAUCACCAAGCUCUAGUUGAGCUCAAGAUCCUGGAAGUCUUAAAAAAAAAAGACAGAGACAAUCUUCACAAUGUCAUCCACAUGAAGGAGUACUUCUACUUUCGAAAUCAUCUUUGCAUCUCCUUUGAGCUUCUGGGAGUGAACUUGUAUGAGCUCAUCAAAAAAAACAACUUCCAGGGAUUCAGUCUCGCCCUCAUCCGUCGGUUUGCUCAUGCACUUCUCAAGUGCCUGCAGAUGCUGCACAGAGAAAAGAUAAUCCACUGUGACCUCAAGCCGGAGAACAUCCUUCUGUCGCAAAGAGGACCAGGAAACAUCAAGGUGGUUGACUUUGGAUCAAGUUGCUAUGAACAACAAAGGGUGUACACCUACAUCCAGAGUCGUUUCUAUCGCUCUCCAGAGGUUAUCCUGGGCCACCCUUACAGCAUGGCCAUCGACAUGUGGAGUCUGGGCUGCAUCCUUGCCGAGCUCUACACAGGCUAUCCUAUCUUCCCGGGAGAGAGUGAAGUGGAGCAGAUAGCUUGCAUUAUGGAGGUUCUCGGCAUGCCUCCAAAUGAUUUUGUUCAGUCAGCAUCAAGGAAGAAGUUGUUUUUCGACUCUAAAGGGAACCCAAGGAACAUCACCAACAGCAAAGGGAAGAAGCGGAGACCCAGCUCCAAGGAGUUGUCAGCGGCAUUGAAAACCACUGAUCCUCUCUUCCUGGAUUUCAUCAAAGGCUGCUUUGCGUGGGAUCCAACCAAACGCAUGAGUCCUGAUGAGGGGCUACAGCACCAGUGGAUCCUAGAGGGAAAUUUUAACAAAGUCCGACCCAGGAUCGCGCCUACAGUCAAGAACACUUCAGACAGUUCAACCACCAUGGACAGACAAGCUCACAGCAAGCCUGCAGACAGGUUCAGCUCAGGAAGUAACAACUGUGACAAACUAAUGAGGAAUCGUUCAGAAACUGGAUCAAAGAUGGCCUCUGCUGAGCGUCUGCGGCCCAUCGGGGCCUCUGCAGAGGAAGAGGUGUGUGAAAGUGGGGGCAAGCUUUCCACAUAUACCCAGCAGCAAGACGGCAGUGGCGAGAGGUCUGUUCACAUCAUCAUCAAGCCUCGGCAGGGAGCAGGCACAGAAAGUGAAGAUAGUCAGGAAUCGCCUCAGUGUUAGCGUUGGUAUCGUCUAACAGUCAGCGGGAAUUGUGCGGCAUGCAGGACAAGUGAGCGUGGUACUGUUCAAACAAGAUGUCUAAGAAAGUUGCAUUUGUUUGAGCCUCAACAUGGCCAUGUCACUCAAAAAAAUGUCAAAAAGCAACAUGCUAGAGAGUUCAGAGAAACACCUGAGUGUCAUGCUCGAAAGGAGCCGAAGUGGACGCUUUCUACUGCAGAGAAACAAUUCAGAACGCUGAUGUACAGGAGAAACACUGAUCCUAAGCAAAGAGGAACACCUUCUAUUUAUUGUUUUUAGGAAACAGUCAAAGUGUAUUAUUUUUGUCCUGUGAAACCAUGUUUUUUUAGAUGGUGAGCUCAAUUGUCAAUUGUAUUUUUUUAUAAAAGACACCAAAAUGACUGCCACACAAGAAUGAACGUUUAGAUGUCCAUCCCAGCAUCGGGACUCGCUGCCACUAUCUCCUGUAUUAUUUGUUGAAUCCAUCUUUGCUGUGCAUUGAAAACCACAGAUAAACAGGUUACACUUCUCUUAGUUUCCAUCAUGAAUGAGAAAACUUAGCUGAUUUCAAGAGUGCAUGGUUUGAAAAGUCAUCCUAUUUGUUGUUGCUCUUCAUUUUCUCCUGCUUAACAAUUGAUCCUCACUUUCCUUUGAUUAUGGUGAAAGAUUUGAAGGAUUGAGUGCAAUAAAGGCUGAGCCAAAUGUUUUUUUUUCUUUAUUUCUUUUUUAAUUACAGCAACAGAGAAGAAAUCCUCACAUAUGUUUUGAUAGUAAAAUUAUGUUUCUGACAUACAUUUGUGAUCAUUCACUAUUUUCUUUGUUUAUUGUGGAAUAUCUCUGAGCCUGUGUUUAAUAUUUGUUUAAUGAUAUAACUAAUUAAGUAUAAAAUAUGUAUUUGUAACAGAAUUUAUUGUAUAUAUUUAAGCUGUAAUUUCUUAUACAUGUGUACUGCAGAACCCAUUUCAAAAAUUGUUGAGGAUUUAGACAAGGUUUUACUUGUUGUGUUGUUACCAUAUGAAUACAUUUUGUAUGUCUGUGUAAUUCCUACAAUUUUUAUAUUAGAAACAAAAAGAAAAUCAUAUUAUUGAUAGUCUGUGCCUUGCAGUAUUAAUGAUUGUGCACUUUACUAUUAUCUGUGUACAUGUGGAUUAGAAACCUGCUGCAUAGUUACUUGACUAUCCCGCUAGAAUGCCUUUCUAUUUAACAAAAUGAUCAUCAGAUAUAACAUAUUAUAAAGAAACUAUUCAAUCACCUUUUAUAACUGAUUUAUCUUUUUAAGAGCUCUAGUUUAAAUCAAAAAUAGACCUGUUCCCUCACUAUUUGUCAGCUUUCUAACCAGAGAUCCCAAGAUGGAUUGAAGCUGAAAUAUAAAAGUCUUUAUAUGUAUUUUAUGCUGAAAUAAAAUGGUUUUUCCAAAUACAA